GCGCGCACGCGUUUUGUGUUUGACGUGUUGGUUGUCAAAAGUUCAAAACGCUCGCGACACCGAUUUCGUAACGUUCUGUGCUAGUGAAUUUCAAUAUUUACCAUUGUUAUUUAAUUAAAACAAACUUGUAAUGGAUACGAACGAUCGAAAAGUAAAUUCGCGUACGCAUUCGAUCACAAUGAAUCGUGAUUCCAAGUUUAUUUUGCGAAAAAUCAUAAUGGAUUUCGCGAUUCUGUUUUGCGUUGGUUUCCUCAUACUGUCAUUCUACCUGUGGGGCACCCCGUACAAGCGGGGCUUCUUCUGCGACGACGAGUCCCUCAAACACCCCUACCGGGAGUCCACUGUAACCAACCUCAUGCUGUAUAUUGUUGGCCUAUGCCUUCCUGUUGUAACGAUGUGCCUUACGGAAUGGAUCCACCUCCGAGACCACAAGAGUGGCCGCCCGCGGGAACUCAUGGGAAGGGAGAUCCCCACAUGGGUGUGGGAGGCCUACAGAGUCGUCGGCGUGUUUCUAUUCGGCUGCGCCUGCCAGCAGCUAACCACUGACAUCGCCAAAUACACCAUUGGGAGGCUGCGGCCGCACUUCUUCGAUAUCUGCCGGCCGAACAUAAACUGCACCGCGCCCGAGAACAAAUGGCGGUACAUCGUGGACUUUGAAUGUCUUCGCACGGACGAGCCCAAACUCAUCAAGGAGAUGCGGCUCUCGUUCCCUAGCGGGCAUUCUUCCUUCUCCGCGUAUACUAUGCUGUAUUUCUCAUUCUACCUCCACAAGCGCUUCACCUGGCGUGGCUCCAAGCUGCUCCGUCACGCCAUCCAGUUCGUGCUGAUCAUGCUGGCAUGGUACACCGUCAUGACACGAAUAUCCGACUAUAAGCACCACUGGAGCGACGUGUUGGCCGGCUUCAGCAUCGGGCUGCUGGUGGCCGUGAUUGUUUUCACAUUCGUGUCAAACCUCCGCAAGACACCACGGAACCGGCAACCCGUCAGCCACCACGACUCCGAGCUGCAGACCAACGGCAACGGCAACACCCGCUCGGCCUCCAGUUGGCGCGUUUGACAGUGCGACGACGAGUGACCGCAGCAGGUCAUCUCCCACGAGUAUUGAACCGCAAGUGUAGCUUAAUUGAACUCUUGAUUAUAACGCCAUCUGUGUUCGGUACUUGGAACUACGGCAACAGUUAUUGUUUGUUUACAAAUAAACGGCAAAACCUACACGACUUCAAGUUAGCGCGUCUGACAGGAAAUUGGCGUCAAAAGUAAUCUUACGAGUAUUGAACCACCGAUGACGACAUAAUUAUUUGAUGUUAGAAAAAGGAGGCAGCUAAUGAUAUCAACGCCAUCUGUGCUUGAUACUCGGAACUACGAUGCAACUUAGACUGAAGGAGAACCGUAAUUAUGAAUAUCGAUUUCACUAUUUUAAUUUAGAUUUUAUUGUGCGAGGUGGCUAAAAUAUUUGUCGAUGGCUAAUGCAAGUUCAUACUAGAUUCAGUCUUAAAUACAAGCGGUAGAUGGCAGUGUUAAAACAUUGUAUCGUAGACUUCAGUAAAUAUGAUUUAAAUAGAUAGAGAGUAGUUAGUACCAUCGCCCACACUGUUAACUGACCGACAUCGAUCUUAUGCCUUUUGUAAUAAGGUCCACCGAUGUACAGUUAGGAGUGUUGCUGUUUGUACAGUAGCCAUCAG
Cydia strobilella is the source of this 1682-nucleotide messenger RNA. Its product is annotated as putative phosphatidate phosphatase. Gene Ontology annotation, biological process: phospholipid dephosphorylation; phospholipid metabolic process; signal transduction. Gene Ontology annotation, cellular component: plasma membrane. The record is from RefSeq and is a predicted model, not a curated record. Gene Ontology annotation, molecular function: phosphatidate phosphatase activity. The coding region runs from base 131 to 1057 and encodes 308 amino acids. The transcript is spliced from 6 exons. Lineage: Eukaryota; Metazoa; Arthropoda; Insecta; Lepidoptera; Tortricidae.